AUGAGUCGAGCACGUUAUACAGUUUCAAUGGAUGCUCUAAAUUCAUCGCAAUAUGAUGGACGGAUGUCUUCAGAAAAUGCUGUUACAAGUGGCAUUGAUAUUCUUCGAUCUAUAAGUUCCUUGUCGAUCAAACAACGGCCAUCAGUAGCAGAGGCAAUUCUCGGAAUUGCCAUGCCGGCUAAAUUCGACAUCUUUACUAAUACUGGUGAACAAAUUUUUCAUGCGUUUGAAGAAUCAGGAUUUUGUCAACGUUUGUGGUGUUCAAGCGCUCGACGUUACACAUUACAUGUCAUGAACAAUAGGCAACAAGAAGUCAUGAGAAUCCAUCGAGAAUUCACGUGUUGUGCCGGAUGUUGUUGGUGUGCUUAUUGUUCUGGUUGUCAACAAGAAGUUACAAUAGAAGCACCACCUGGUCAAAUCAUCGGCACUGUUAAACAGAAGUAA
This is a messenger RNA of Rotaria sp. Silwood1, 444 nucleotides long. The record is from the annotation of a GenBank genome assembly. NCBI's taxonomy places the organism in Eukaryota, Metazoa, Rotifera, Eurotatoria, Philodinida, Philodinidae.